This is a messenger RNA of Aspergillus eucalypticola CBS 122712, 672 nucleotides long. RefSeq lists its product as uncharacterized. The transcript has 2 exons. Bases 1 to 672 code for a protein of 223 amino acids. The record is from RefSeq and is a predicted model, not a curated record. Lineage: Eukaryota; Fungi; Ascomycota; Eurotiomycetes; Eurotiales; Aspergillaceae.
AUGCAUUUCAACAACGUUGGACUCCUGGCCACGGUCGUCCUGGCCUCCACAGCUUCAGCGCUGCCCCGCAUGCCGCACAAUGGCGCGGUAGCUGCUGCCGCUGGGGGCUUGGAUCCAUCCCAAAAGAGCGGAAAUCUUAUUCAGAGAUCGGAGGAGCAGACGACAGCGAGCCAAGACAACGCUGCUUUUUUGUUCAGUGUUGAUGACGGUGAAGAUAGUGAUGAUGAGGGCGAUAACGGUUCCACUACUCGUCAUUAUCACGUGUCUAAUCAUGACAAUGGCAACGAUCUGAUGCAAAGAUCAGAGGAGAAGACAGCGAGUCAAGACAACGCUGAUUUUUUGGUCAAUCUUGGGGACGAGACAGACAAUGAUACAGACUAUGAGUAUGAUAGUGGCCAGCUUACGCGUGUCAAAAACCAUGGGAAACGAAGCCUUAAGCAGAGAUCAGAGGCAGGGACGGCUACCCUCAACAAUGAGGACCUUAUGUACAGUGCUACUGGCGAUGAGGGGUUUCCCAAUCCCCGCGCCCCCUGGAGAGGUGGCAAAACGGAGAGAUCAGAGGCAAACGCGGCUAGCGAAGACGGGGCUGAUAGGGAGGUUCCACAUGCUCCGGCUUUCAAUUGGCCCAAGAGUGCUAGCCAAGGUUUUGGCGGUGUUACGCACAGAUCAUAG